Oryza sativa Japonica Group (Japanese rice) is the source of this 4874-nucleotide messenger RNA. Its product is annotated as putative disease resistance protein RGA3. Gene Ontology annotation, molecular function: ADP binding. The record is from RefSeq and is a predicted model, not a curated record. Gene Ontology annotation, biological process: defense response to other organism. Lineage: Eukaryota; Viridiplantae; Streptophyta; Magnoliopsida; Poales; Poaceae.
UUUUUUUUUACACAAAUCGCCAUCCUCCUCCUCGGCUUCUCCCUCCACGCUCCGCUCUGAGAGCUACUACUUGCUAGUUGUACGGCUUCGAUGGCGGCGGCGGCGGCGAUGAGUACGAUACCCCGUACACCGGCGGUAACGGCAGCUUCCCUCCCUCCUGCGGCCGGCUCCCGGAGCUCCUGCGGCGGGGUCGUCGGCGUCCGUGUCCCCAAUCUGCAUCGCCAGCGUUUCCCACGACCUCGAUCCUCUGCGCCUUGGGCGUCAUCCCGUUCAUCGAUCCGCAUCCUCAUCAUCAUCUUGAGGGCUCGAUCUGUGUCGCCGCGCUCCGGCCUUAAUCGAUUCGUUGAGUCAUUUGAUAAAUUCGAUGUAAGUAAUCUUCAGGCAUUGACCAUCUUGCUAUGAUGGAUGGGUUUACUUACUGCGUUUGAGAACUAAUAGUAUUUCCAUUGAAUUUUGACUAGCUAUGAUGUAAUAAUGUUUAUGCAUGUAAUUUAAUUGGAAUGUUUGCACUCAGUUUCUAAUUCUCGUCCCUAAAUCGAUCAAAGAUGCUGCCCCAAAUCGAUCAAAGAUGUUGUGCUUUGUUAACAUCACAUAUCUUCUUUUUUUUUUUCCUGAAGAAUGCUUCACAUUCCAAACGGCCAAACAUACCAGCUACUAGUACUUCUUUUUUCACUGGUAAUUUGGGCAACCGAAAAUUACAGGUGUAUUUUCAGUAAAGGGGAAAAAUGUUUUGUUCCUGUUCAUAACCAUGGGGUUAAGAAUCUUAAGAUCACACACUCCUGCCACAAUAGUAGCAGGCAUGCAUAUUUAAUAAAAGUUUUGCAUGUUUCACAUAAGUGGCGAAGUCAGGAGCAAUCGGGUACAUAAAUAUGAAAUCUUGUUAUAUUUAUAUUUGUGGUACCCUUUUUUUUUUACUAAACGGAGCCUGAUAGAAGUCAAGCAUCUUCAGACUUCAGUACUACUACUUGCUUCAAACAAAUGGUCCAAAGUCAAACAUUACUGCAACUUGGAGAUUACUUAGAAUCUUGAUAAGAAAAGUAGAGAGUUUGCAGUAGUAAGUAGGCAGGUAGUGCAAUGUCCAUGCCUUAGGCUUUCUUGCCUACUGCGAGCUGCGACAGGGGAACUGGAGAUUGCAUAUUUCUCCUCGCAUUCAAAGAUUUCAAAGGUCAGAUCCCGCUUCUUUCUUCUUCGGCUACUUCCUUGUGAAUAAUUUCCCUGAAUUUAUCAAGAACCCUUGACUGCUAUAACUGGAUGUUUAGGUUUGAUUCAGUUCAAAGAUAUCCUUCUAUUUGGAUGCUUUUUUUCAUUUUUGACUCUUGAAACUUGCUCGAAUUUGGAGUGCAGGUGUCAUUCAAGUGAGCAACAAAGGGAUCUUUUCAGAUCUAUAUAGAAGCUUUCCGGAUUAAUUCAUCAGCUUCUGAAGACAAAAGAGAGUUUUCAAUGCAUGGUGCUGGGCUAAGGCGCUAAACUUGAUGUCUUCAUCAGAGCUGUAAUUUCUUCUGCCAGAUUUUACUGGGUACAACUCAGUUGCUGAAUCUGGAAAUAGCUUUCAAGAUACCCAUUGAUAAGCACUGUAAAUCGAUUGGCAACAUACAGGAAUUUACUUGUUGAGAAGUUUGCUUGAUGGCAACCAUACUAGAUUCUUUUGUUGGAUUAUGUAUAAAAAAGGUACAAGGCAUUGUCAUGGAAGAGGCAAUAUUGAUACUAGGUGUGGAUGAAGAGCUCAAAGAACUGCAGAGGAGGAUGAAACAAAUACAGUGUUUUCUCCAUGAUGCAGAGCAGAGGAGGAUAGAAGAAGAGGCUGUUAACAAUUGGCUUGGUGAGCUGAAGAACGCUAUCUAUGAUGCAGAUGAUAUUAUUGACAUGGCCAAAUUUGAGGGCAGUAAGCUUCUAGCAAAUCACUCUUCACUCUCUCCAUUGCCGAUAAAAUAUAUUUCAUGUUGUAACCUCUCUGUUACGUCUUGCGUUCGCAAUGUUUGGACUCAUCGCAAGAUUGCGCUCCAGAUUAGAAGGGUCAACUAUAAUCUUCAGAGGAUAUCAAUUGACAAGACAUUUUUAGCACUAGAGAAUGUGAAGGCUACUUACAGAGUACUUGCACCAAGUAAGAGACAUACAUCCCAUCUUGUGGAACCCAACCUUGUGGGGAAGGAGAUUAAAUAUGCUACUUCAAGAUUGGUGGAAAUGAUACUUACUCACAGGGAAGAGAAGGCAUUCAAGGUUGCAAUUGUUGGAACGGGUGGAGUUGGAAAGACAACACUAGCUCAAAACAUAUACAAUGAUCAAAGAGUGAAAGGUAAUUUUAGCAAACAUGCCUGGAUAUGUGUUUCUCAAGAAUAUUCUGAAGUUAACCUUUUGAAAGAAUUACUUCGGAAUAUGGGAGUACAUGAAAGGCAAGGUGAAACUGUUGGAGAGCUCCAAAGCAAGCUUGCUUCUACCAUUAAAGAUGAAAGCUUAUUUGUUGUAUUGGAUGAUGUAUGGCAGUCCGAGGUAUGGACAAAUGUGGUACGAACUCCAUUUCAUGAUGCUGCUAAAGCAACAAUUUUAGUAACAGCUCGAGAUGAGUUGGUUGUGCGAAGAGUCGGAGCAGAGCAUCUCCAUCGAGUUGAGAUGAUGUCGACAGAUGUUGGGUGGGAGCUACUUUGGAAGAGUAUGAAUAUCAAAGAAGAGAAAGAAGUGGAAACCUUGCAACACAUAGGGACCAAGAUUGUCAGCAAAUGUGGUGGUCUUCCUCUUGCAAUCAAGGUUAUUGCUAGUGUUCUAGCAACCAAGGAGAAGACCAAGAACACAUGGGAAAAAGUUAUAGAAAGCAGUGCAUGGUCUAUGAGCAAGCUUCCAGCUGAACUUAGAGGUGCUUUGUACCUAAGUUAUGAUGAUCUACCACACAAUCUAAAGCAGUGCUUCCUUUAUUGUGCUCUCUAUGUCGAAGGUCAGAUGAUGCAUCAUGCUGAUCUUGUGCGGUUUUGGGUUGCAGAAGGCUUUGUCGAAGAGCAAGAAGGCCAGUUACUAGAAGAUACAGCAGAAGAAUAUUACCAUGAGUUAAUUUGUAGGCACCUUCUUGAACCAGAUCCUUUUUAUUUCGAUCACUACAGGUGCAAAAUGCAUGAUCUCUUGAGGUAUCUUGCUCAACAUUUAUCAAGAGAAGAGUGCUAUUUUGAUCAACUACCUUUAGAGCCUACUACUUGGUCUAAACUGAGACGUAUUUCGAUUGUCAACAAAACAGAUAUGUUAUCAAGUGUGGUUGAAAAAGGUCACUGCAGAGUAAGGACUUUGAUGUUUUGCAUGUCACCAAACAUAGAUAGUGAUGUCUUCAUGAGGUUUCCACAUCUUCGAGUUUUGGACUUGACUGGCUCAAUUGUACAAAGAAUUCCAGAUAGCAUCAACAGCUUGAUCCAUCUACGUUUGCUUGAUCUUGAUGCUACCGAUAUAUCUUGUCUUCCAGACUCCAUCGGUUCUCUCACAAACCUGCAAAUAUUGAACUUGCAGAGGUGCUAUGCAUUGCAUGAUCUUCCAAUGGCAAUCACCAAGCUGUGCAGUUUAAGGUGCCUUGGUCUUGACGAUACACCAAUAAACCAGGUGCCAAGAGGAAUAAAUAAGUUGUCAUUACUUAAUGAUCUACAAGGGUUCCCUGUUGGUCAUAGCUAUGUUAACACCAGAAAGCAAGAUGGAUGGAACUUGGAAGAGCUGGGUCAUCUUUCGGAAAUGAAGAGACUUGGCAUGAUAAGAUUGGAAAAUGCCAUGCCUUGUGGUACUUCAUCACUACUAGACAAGAAACACCUCAAAUUCUUAAAUCUACGCUGCACUACACACACAAAGGAGUCAUAUACCAUGGAAGAUAUUACCAAUAUUGAGAAUGUUUUUGACGAACUAAAACCUCCAUGCAACCUGGAAGAUCUUAGUAUUGCUGGAUCCUUUGGUCAAAGGUAUCCUACCUGGCUCGGCGCCGAUUUAUCUUCGCUGAAAAUCUUGCGACUCAUAGAUUGCGCAUCUUGGGCACAUCUUCCGGCGGUUGGUCAGCUGCCUAACUUGAAGUGUCUGAAGAUCAUGGGAGCAUCUGCUGUAACCAAGAUUGGACCUGAAUUUCUUUGUGACAAGACAGCUACUCCCAGGUUCUUGGGGACAAUAGCCUUUCCCAAGCUUGAAUGGUUAGUCAUAUCAGAUAUGCCCAAUUGGGAGGAGUGGUCAUUCACUGAAGAAGUAGUAGGAGCUUCAGAUGGAAAGAGUUGUACUGAAAACAACAAAAUGGUUUUGCAAGUGAUGCCUCUUUUGCAGAAAUUGGAACUUGGAGACUGUCCAAAGCUUAGAGCUCUUCCUCAGCAGCUAGCGCAGGCGACCAGUUUGAAAUGGCUCCACAUAGAGAGGGCUCAAGCUUUGAAGGUGGUGGAAGACCUUACUUUCCUUUCUGACUCCCUUUUACUCAGCAAGUGUGAAGGUUUGGAGAGAUUGUCAAAUCUUCCUCAAGUUAGAACUUUGUAUGUAUCUGAAUGUCCUGCUUUACGGUGGGCCCAGAAGCUGGAUUGUGUUCAACAAUUGUGGUUAUCAAAGGAUUUGCAGAUGGAAUUUCCCCUUUGGUUAUCUUUACUUAAACAACGGUAUCAACAACUUCAUGGAGAGGAAUUAGAUCUCUACACAUGGUGAUAACAAAUGAUCAGUUAGAGCAAACUUAUUAAUAAUCUUCUGUUGUGUAUGUUCUUUUUCUUCUUCUUGUUUUUUUUUUUUACCUUCCUCGCCCUUCUUUUCUGUUGCUUUUAAGUUUGCUACCUCAUGUAUUUGAACAUGUACUGUAUAUAACUAAGAAAGGUGUUUACAGAACAUUAUGAAUAUGAUUGUUUUCUCUAAAGCGGAAUGAAUAUAUUUCAUUGACAUGGUUAAGAUCA